This is a messenger RNA of Brienomyrus brachyistius, 700 nucleotides long. It is a transcript of the gene pfdn1, whose product is annotated as prefoldin subunit 1. Gene Ontology annotation, molecular function: protein folding chaperone. The transcript is spliced from 4 exons. NCBI's taxonomy places the organism in Eukaryota, Metazoa, Chordata, Actinopteri, Osteoglossiformes, Mormyridae. Gene Ontology annotation, biological process: protein folding. Bases 34 to 402 code for a protein of 122 amino acids. The record is from RefSeq and is a predicted model, not a curated record. Gene Ontology annotation, cellular component: prefoldin complex; cytoplasm.
CGCACUCAGUGCGCAUGCUCGCUCAUUUGCAAUAUGGCGGCCCCCGUCGACCUAGAGUUGAAGAAGGCUUUCGCCGAGCUGCAGGCCAAGAUGAUCGACACGCAGCAGAAGGUGAAGCUGGCCGACCUGCAGAUCGAGCAGCUGAGCCGCGUGAAGAAGCACGCCAGCCUGACGCACGCGGAGAUCAGCGCGCUGCCCGGCAGCACGCGCAUGUACGAGGGCGUCGGCCGCAUGUUUAUACUGCAGUCUAAAGGUGAUAUCAACGGGCAGCUGAUGGAGAAGCAGAAGACAGCCGAUGAGAAGAUCAAGGAACUGGAGCAAAAGAAGACCUACCUGGAGCGCAGCGUCAAGGAGGCAGAAGACAACAUCCGGGAGAUGCUGAUGUCCAGGAGGGCUCAGUGAGGAGCCCUAGCGACCUCAAGGAAACACACACACACACACACACACACACGUGCAAGCAGGGCACUCUCACAUCAUUCCACAGCAGCUGGACUAUGCAGUAGAGUCCAUGUUUUUGCUCCCUCCCAGCUCCCUGCCAGACAGUCCACUUAUUUGGAGUUGGGAGGGAGUAAAAACAUGGACUGUCUGAGGUCUGGAUUAGGAAGCACUGCAUUUGAGGUGUGAGGAGUGCAUCGUCCCAGCUGGUCAUUUCCACACACUGACAGUCACUGAAUACCAAGCGGAGUUUCUGAUUUGGGGG